UUUUUUUGCAAAUUCAUGAUAUGGAACACAACCCAUAUCCAAAGAAAUUUAUUGCAGUUUUUGAAAACGGGAACCACAAAUGAAUGAACAAAUUUCCCUCUUCUUAAUUUCAUCUUCUUCUCCAUCUUCUUCCUGUUCUUGUUUAUUUGGGUGAAAAAUUAAAACAUUUGAAUCGACUAAAAAAAGGAGACUUGCUUGCUGGGUAGGCGGGCUUUCCUCAGUUUCUACACCUACCCUGAAUCACGGUUUUCAUUGCAUACGUGGCGCGAAUCCCUUGGGGGUUCUCCUCUUUUUGUCUUUCUUUGGAGAAGAUCUUGAUUGUGAUUAUGUUUAUUGCUUUUUCCAGGUAAAAUCAUUCCCCUUCUCCCCCCCCCACCCCCACUGGACGAAAUAUACCACGCAUGUUCAUUUUGUUAUCUUUUUUAUUAGCUUGUUGCCGUUAGAUAAGGAUUGAAUUUGAGAAGGAAAGGAAGAGUUAUAAAGUUAUAGAUGUAUUACGUUUCUAAUCCGUUAAAUUGAGAUUAUAGAAUAUCGAGGCGAGUCCCUCGUUUAAUUUACGCGUGGAAGUGAUCUCAAGACAGAUGGGUCUGAGUUGGGUCAUGCACAGGAGCGUGUUUUGAUCUCGUCUUCUAGUGGUUGAGGUGGUUUUUAUGAUUUCCAGCUUCUAGCUACUUUAAAUUCCGUGAAGUUGUUUGUUUCGACUUGGCUCGAGUUCUCUCUUGGUGAUUUACGGAUAAAAACCACUUUCUGGUUGCUGUGGUUUUGAUUUUCCCUUUGUUUUGAUUAUAUGAGAAUUAGAGAGAUUCAAAUUCAGUCUAAUUGAUUGGUACUGUGUCCCGCGAUGAACAAUUAGCAGCAGCCGAGUGCUGUCAAUCAGUGCUGAUUGUGUAUGAUUGCCCAAAGGAUUCAAAGAGAAUUUCAGGUACUUAUUGUCAGGAUUGAAGAUGUUUUGAAUUGUAAUCUGGGUUUGAAUUUUUAUGGUUGCUGCCUUAGACAUGGUUAAUUAGGAGGGUGUGAAUUGUCAAAUGAGCAUAGCAUAAUGAGUGGGGAGGUAGGACUGUUCGUAGAUGGAUGACCGGGAUAAUAAAGUAUUUUCCGAGUUAUAUGAGUUGCUGAAAUCCUGGAUCGCUUGGCGAUCUGAGCCAGCUAAAGUGUCCAGGGAUUUUUGGAUGCCUGAUCAGAGCUGUAGAGUAUGCUACGAGUGUGAUACCCAGUUUACAGUAUUUAACCGCCGACACCAUUGUAGACUUUGUGGCCGAGUUUUCUGUGGCAAGUGUACAGCAAAUUCAAUUCCUGUCUCUUUGGCUGACUCUAGAACUCCUCAAGAAGAUUGGGAAAGGAUUCGUGUUUGUAAUUAUUGUUUUAAGCAAUGGGAGCGGGGGACUACAACGCUUGACAAUGGCAUCAAUGUCUCCCAUCUGGAUCUUAGUUCUUCACCUUCAGAUAUUAGUAUUGCCAGUGGAAAAUCUAGUGGGACUGGUAACAGCGGUUCCGUCACUAUUGCCUCCAUGCCACACCUAACUCUACCUUACCAACGCGUUCAAUGUAGUUCUGGUAUUAGUGUGAACCAGUCAUCGGAUAUAACGGAGGAAACAAGCACCUAUGGGGAAAGCAAAUUAGCAACAAGGAGUGAUGAUUUUAUUCCCGAAAUGGGAGAUCCUUGCCCAUUUACACCAAAGAGGAAUGACUGUGAAGAGGAUGAUUAUGGUGUAUACCGGACUGAUUCUGGGACUAGGCAUUCUUCUCAAGUCAAUGGCUUCUACAGUCAGGCUGAAUUUGAUGAGAUGAGGGGUAGUUAUGGAUCACAUAAGUUGCAUCCUGGUGUAGGAACUAUUGAACAAAAAAGUUUAAGCAGUUCUCCAUUGUUAAGGGAUGGUUUUGAUUCAUUGAGUUUGGAAGGGAUCUCACAAACAGGGAAGAAAGAUGAGAACGAUAUUAGUGAUGAAUGUGAAGUAUCUGAAGAUGUAGAUGCUGAGCCUGUGGAUUUCGAGAAUAAUGGGCUUCUCUGGCUUCCUCCUGAACCGGAAGAUGAAGAAGAUGAAAGAGAAGCCACCCUAUUUGAUGAUGAUGAUGAUGACGACAAUGGAGAUGCUGCAGGAGAAUGGGGAUAUCUACGAACAUCCAGUAGUUUUGGAAGUGGGGAGUACCGUAAUAAGGAUAGAUCAGGCGAGGAGCACAAGAAAGCAAUGAAGAAUGUGGUUGAUGGCCAUUUUAGGGCCUUGGUAGCGCAAUUAUUACAGGUUGAAAACCUUCCAGUAGGUGACCAAAAUGAAGAGAGCUGGUUGGAUAUCAUCACAUCUCUCUCAUGGGAGGCUGCAAAUCUAUUAAAGCCUGAUACAAGCCAAGGUGGGGGGAUGGACCCUGGUGGAUAUGUUAAAGUAAAGUGCGUAGCUUCUGGAAAUCGCAGAGACAGCAUGGUGGUGAAAGGAGUUGUUUGCAAGAAAAAUGUGGCUCAUCGACGGAUGACAUCAAAAAGAGAGAAACCUCGGUUGCUGAUCCUUGGUGGGGCUCUUGAAUACCAGCGUGUUUCUAACCUAUUAUCAAGUUUUGAUACUCUGUUGCAGCAGGAAAUGGAUCAUUUGAAGAUGGCAGUGGCAAAGAUAGACGCCCACCAUCCUAACAUCCUUCUAGUAGAGAAAUCAGUUUCUCGAUUUGCACAGGAGUACCUUCUUGCUAAAGACAUAUCCCUUGUUCUCAAUAUUAAAAGGCCACUUUUGGAACGGAUAGCUCGCUGCACUGGUGCUCAAAUAGUCCCUUCAGUUGAUCAUCUUGCUUCCCCAAAGCUUGGUUACUGUGAGAACUUUCAUGUAGAGAGGUUCGUUGAAGAUCUUGGUACUGCUGAUCAGGGUGGGAAGAAGUUAGUGAAAACGCUGAUGUAUUUUGAAGGCUGCCCAAAGCCAUUGGGUUGUACUAUUUUACUGAGAGGUGCUAAUCAGGAAGAGUUGAAGAAAGUGAAGCAUGUGGUGCAGUAUGGAGUUUUUGCAGCAUAUCAUUUGGCUUUAGAGACAUCUUUCCUUGCAGAUGAAGGAGCCACGCUACCAGAGCUCCCAUUAUAUUCUCCAAUCAAUGUUGCACUUCCAGAUAAACCAUCAAGCAUUGACAGAUCCAUUUCCACAGUCCCUGGUUUCAAUGUCUCCGCCAGUGAAAGAUUUCCAGGACCCCAACAAGGCAGUAAACCACAAAGAUCUGGAAGUGCCCCCACAUCAGAUCUGCGAUCAUCUAUUGGCAUUUCUUCUGUUCAAAAGAUGGAAAUUGUACCACUGCCUUGUUUAGCCAAUGGUUAUAGCUCACAAAUGGCACAAACAAGUACAGGUUUCGUUGGUUCAACUGGCCCUACCUUCUCCGCUACUUUAGGCCAAGCUGUUAACAUCAACAAUGGGCUUUUCCCUGACCACUUAUUUCAGGAGAGAAAUAAAAUGGCUCCAAACCUCAAAGCAUCUUUGGUGGUAGACACAUCUGCGGCCAGGAAUGGCUUGCCUGUUAUCAUUAAUGAUUUUGAACCUCCAGCAGUUUUGAGACAAAGUGUUUCAACAAAUAGUUCACAAAAUGACCAAGGUCCCAUCAUUGGAACUCAAACAGAUGGUUUAGAGGUAUCAUCCGCGCAACAUAAUUCUAAUAUUAAUCCCAAGGAGCCAGGAUCUCUAAAAGAAGAGUUUCUACCAUCACCUUCUGACCACCAGAGCAUUUUGGUUUCUUUAUCAUCCCGGUGUGUGUGGAAGGGAACUGUUUGUGAGAGGUCCCAUCUCUUUCGAAUCAAAUACUAUGGCAGCUUUGAUAAACCUUUGGGCCGUUUCUUGCGGGAUCAUUUAUUUGAUCAGAGUUAUCGAUGCCGUUCUUGUGAGAUGCCAUCAGAAGCACAUGUUCAUUGUUACACUCAUCGACAGGGCACUCUCACCAUAUCUGUUAAGAAGUUGCCAGAAAUUCUCUUGCCAGGUGAAAAGGAGGGAAAGAUCUGGAUGUGGCAUAGAUGUCUGCGUUGUCCGCGAAUUAAUAGUUUCCCUCCAGCUACAAGGCGUGUAGUGAUGUCUGAUGCUGCCUGGGGCCUAUCAUUUGGGAAGUUUUUAGAGCUUAGUUUUUCAAAUCAUGCCGCUGCUAGCAGGGUGGCAAGCUGUGGCCAUUCUCUCCACAGAGAUUGCCUUCGUUUCUAUGGAUUUGGCAAAAUGGUUGCUUGCUUUCUGUAUGCAACAAUUAAUGUUCAUUCUGUAUAUCUUCCACCUGCAAAACUUGAUUUCAACUAUGAGAUUCAGGAGUGGAUACAAAAGGAAUCAGAUGAGGUGAUACAGCGGGCAGAGCUUCUAUUUUCUGAGGUCCUGAAUACCCUCAGUCAAAUUACAAAGCAAGGGUAUGAAAAAGGGUUGCCGAAUAGUAAUGUGAAAUCUUCUGAAUCUAGGCAUCAAAUUGCCGAACUGGAAGCAAUUUUGCAGAAGGAAAAGGCAGAAUUUGAGGAAAGUAUCCAAAAAGCUCUGAGGACAGAGGGGAAAAAGGGCCAACCUAUUAUUGACAUUCUUGAGAUUAACCGACUGAGAAGGCAGUUACUUUUUCAAUCUUAUAUAUGGGACCACCGCCUGAUUUAUGCAGCCAGUUUAGAUAAAAACAGCCCUCAGAAUGGCUUCAGCAAUGAAAUUCCAGAACAUGAGAAACCUCUAGUUGAAAGUGAGAAGCCCCUGGAAACGAAUGUGGCUACCCACCACAGGAAAGCCUCUAAUUGUUCUGACUCUCUUCUUGUGGAUGCAAAGCUUUAUAACAGCCCUGGUAAGGAAGAAUUCGGUGGAAGCAUUAACCAUGAGGGUAUUGUUCAUCAAGAAGUGAAACAGAGUGGAGAUUCAAAUCAUGAAAUGGAAAUUCACGCAAAACUUUCUUCUAACAGGAGUUUCUCUUAUCAAUCUAACUCUCUGAAAAGUAGAAAAGAUGUCCCUCGAGUGCUUUCCGAUGGGCACAUUCCUACAAUGAAAAAUUUAACAGAUACUCUGGAUGCAGCAUGGACAGGUGAAAAUCACCCAGGCACUGUAAUACCAAAUGAUAAUAGUGUUAUAUUUUCUGAUUCUGCUGUCGCAGAUUCUUCAACUAUGUUGGUGGGGUCAGAGGGCUUGGAUCUGGAGGACUCCUCAGAAGGCCACAAAGGGCUCAAGGUUGUCCAUUCGUUCUCACAUUUAUUGCCUACCAAGAGCUUUGAGAAUAUAGAAGACUCUUUAAGCUGGUUAGGAAUUCCGUUUUUGAACUGGUACCGAUCGGUCAACAAGAGCUUUUUAGCAAGUUCUCAGAAACUUAGUACAUUCGUUGAGUAUUAUCCAGUCUACAUUUCAUUGUCUCGGGAGUCGGAACUGCAAGGUGGAGCCAGACUGCUUCUGACUUUGGGUGUUAACGACACCGUUAUUCCAGUUUAUGAUGAUGAGCCCACUAGUGCUAUUGCUUAUGCUCUAGCAUCACCUGAAUAUCAUCUCCAACUGUCUGAUGAAGGGGAAAGACCUAAAGAUGGUGUGGAUUCUCUGGCUUUAUCAGCUUCUGAUCAAAUGACUAAUUCCCACUCUGCUGAUGAAACAACCAGUGAUCCUUAUAGAAGUCUUGCCUCAACACCUGAGAGCAGCUUAUCUAUGUCUGGAUCUCAUAGCCUGCUGAUUUCUGACCCACUUUCAUAUACAAAAGGUUUUCAUGCCAGAGUUUCAUUUGAAGAUGAUGGUCCUCUCGGCAAGGUGAAAUAUUCUGUGACUUGUUACUAUGCAAAGCGGUUUGAAGCACUGAGGAGAAUAUGCUGCCAAUCCGAGCUUGAUUACUUAAGAUCUCUUAGCCGUUGUAAGAAGUGGGGAGCUCAGGGUGGCAAGAGCAAUGUAUUUUUUGCAAAAACGCUGGAUGAUCGCUUUAUAAUUAAACAAGUUACAAAGACAGAGUUGGAGUCAUUUAUAAAAUUUGGACCAGCAUAUUUCAAGUACUUAUCAGAAUCAAUUAGCACCAAGAGUCCAACUUGCUUGGCGAAGAUUUUGGGAAUUUAUCAGGUUACUUCGAAGCAUUUUAAAGGUGGGAAAGAAUCAAGGAUAGAUGUUCUAGUUAUGGAGAAUCUUUUGUUUGGAAGAAGCAUAACGCGGCUCUAUGAUCUCAAGGGAUCUUCUCGAUCACGGUAUAAUCCUGAUUCUAGUGGGAGCAACAAAGUCCUGCUGGAUCAGAACUUGAUUGAAGCAAUGCCAACUUCCCCUAUUUUUGUUGGUAACAAGGCGAAGCGUUUGUUAGAGAGAGCUGUCUGGAAUGACACUGCUUUCCUUGCAUCAGCUGAUGUAAUGGAUUACUCAUUAUUGGUUGGAGUGGACGAGGAGAAGCAUGAAUUGGUUCUAGGCAUCAUUGAUUUCAUGAGGCAAUAUACGUGGGACAAGCAUCUUGAAACAUGGGUGAAAGCUUCAGGCAUACUUGGUGGCCCAAAGAAUGCAUCACCAACCGUAAUUUCACCUAAGCAAUACAAGAAAAGGUUCAGAAAAGCCAUGACUACCUAUUUCUUGAUGGUCCCUGAUCAAUGGUCCCCUCCUCAUAUCAUUCCAAGUAAAAGCCAGUCUGAUUUAUGUGAAGAAAACUCACAAUGUAGUACUCCAGCUGAAUGAGUCAAUGAAUUUUAUAUUGUACAGUGAAAUGUGUGAAGUGGGAAUUUACUACAAACCCACAGGUCUCAGGUCUUUUUUUCUCCCCUAGUUCAUAUAUUUGUUUUUCAUAGUUCUAAAAUUCUUUUAGGUAGAAAUUCCUUUUCUGUUUUUAGAGUCAUUAUUGUUUUCUAGGAGAUGCAGAACAAAUCUAUUAAAAGAAAACCACAGGAAUCUCUGUCACAGGUACAGUAUUGGAUUACCUCUCUCCAGAGUCUUUGUACAAGUAUUUGUUCAUGUACUUAGCAUUCAAGAGUGUAAAUGAAUUGGGGGGUUUUUCUUUUCAGCUUUUAUUUUUAAUGGUAAUGAGUGAAAGUGCAUCCAGUUUUACCU
Messenger RNA from Carica papaya (papaya), 6953 nucleotides. It is a transcript of the gene FAB1B, whose product is annotated as phosphatidylinositol-4-phosphate 5-kinase family protein. Gene Ontology annotation, biological process: phosphatidylinositol phosphate biosynthetic process. Lineage: Eukaryota; Viridiplantae; Streptophyta; Magnoliopsida; Brassicales; Caricaceae. The record is from RefSeq and is a predicted model, not a curated record. Gene Ontology annotation, cellular component: endosome membrane. Gene Ontology annotation, molecular function: metal ion binding; ATP binding; 1-phosphatidylinositol-3-phosphate 5-kinase activity.